AUGGACCAGUUCCCUCCCGAGCGUAUUAGGAACCUGUCCAUUAUCGCCCAUAUUGACCACGGCAAAUCGACGCUCGCGGACCGUCUGCUUCAGAUGACCAACACCCUGCCGCCAGAGUCGUCGCCUCAGUUCUUGGACAAGCUCAAAGUCGAGCGCGAGCGCGGUAUCACCGUCAAGGCACAGACCGUCUCCAUCAUCCUCAAGCACACUGACGGCAAGGACUAUCUCGUCAACCUCAUCGACACGCCUGGUCACGUUGAUUUCAGCUACGAAGUGUCGCGUUCACUGGGAGCGUGCGAAGGUGCUCUUUUGCUAGUCGACUGCACGCAGGGUAUUCAGGCGCAAACACUGAGCGUGUUCCACGUCGCGCUCGAAGCCGAUCUAAAGAUGCUCGCCGUCAUCAACAAGGUCGACCUCGCGCACGCCUACCCCGAGGAGACGUCCAACGAGAUUGCCGGGUCGCUGGGUAUCCCCGUCGAGGACCACAUGCGCAUCUCGGCCAAGAGUGGUCUGGGUGUUGACAAUGUGUUGCACCGUGUGAUUGACAGCCUGCCCCCACCCAACUGGCAAGGCGACAACAAGCUCCGAGCUCUGGUCUUUGACACCUUUUACGACCGGUUCCGUGGUGUUGUCUCGCUCGUUCGUAUCGUCUCGGGAUCGAUCAAGAAGGGCGACAAGGUCCGUUUCAUCCAAGCCGGUAAAAAAUACGAUAUUCUCGACGUUGGCGUGUACAACCCGGAGGAGGUGGUUGUCGACUCGCUCAACGAAGGCCAGGUCGGCUACGUCGUCUGCAACAUGAAGAACUCGGACGAAGCGUUCAUUGGCGACACCGUCUGCCUGGCCAACGAUACCGUUGAGCCUCUUCCCGGUUUCCAGCCCAUGAAGGCCAUGGUCUAUGCGGGUGUGUUCCCCCUGGAUGGGUCCGAGUUUGUGCAGCUGGAGGAGUCGCUCAACCGCUUGACACUCAACGACCGCAGUGUGUCAGUUGAACGCGAGACCUCCGCCGCUUUGGGCCAAGGGUUCCGUCUGGGAUUCCUGGGAACCCUCCAUAUGGACGUUUUCCGCCAGCGUCUCGAGGACGAGUACCAGUCACAGGUGAUUGUCACUGCCCCGACUGUCCCGUACAAGGUGGUCUACCACGACGGAAGGGAAGUGUUCAUCUCGAACCCUGCCGAGUUUCCUGACACGACCGACACGAGGACACGCGUCACCCGUGUCGAGGAGCCAAUGGUGAAUGCGACAAUCUUCGUGCCCAACGACUACUUGGGCGACAUGAUGGACCUUUGCGCGCGUUACCGCGGUGUCCAACAAGAGUACAAGUACAUGGAGGGCUCUGAGCGUGCGAUCUUGAAAUACUCUCUUCCUCUUGCCGAGAUUGUCACCGACUUCUUCUCCGAGCUCAAGAGCGCCUCGUCCGGUUUCGCCUCGUUUGACUAUGAAGAGGCCGGCUACGAAGAGUCCAAGCUUGUCAAGCUCAACAUGCUCCUGAACGGCAAGCCCGUCGACGCCCUGUCAAUGAUUGUGCACCGCAACGCUGCACAGACUAUUGGCAAGGCAUGGGUCAAGAAGCUCAGGGACGUGCUUCCGCGCCAGCUCUUCGAGCUCGCCAUCCAGGCGGCCGUUGGAGCAAGGGUUGUUGCUCGUGAGACACUCUCCGCCAUGCGCAAGGACGUCACCGCGGGUCUCUAUGGUGGACACUAUGAGCGCAAGAUGAAGCACCUGAACAAGCAAAAGGAGGGUAAGAAGCGUCUCAAGAGUCUGGCAGGCAACAUCAGCGUGCCCCAGACGGCCUUUUACGAGGUCCUCUCCUCGCGUCCGAGGGGUUUUGCCACUUGUGCCCGCCGCUCGGCCGAAGGUCAGCACGGGAUGGACGCCGCGAUCCCUCUUCCUCCCAGUGGUUCGAACAAGCCGCAAGAACACGACGACUGGCUACUCAAAUACUUUCCCCGGUCGUUUGACCUCAACACGCCUCCCCCACCUCUUGCACGUCCCUCGCUCACCUCAGGACAGCGCUCGUCCAUGAUGUCCAAUCUCCAGUCUCAGACUUUUAAACCCGACGGCUGGGACUCGAGUGAGAUCUUCUCCGACUUUACCCAGCUCUACCUCUCGUCAUCUUCGCCGAUGUUUACCUCGGGAGAGCUGCGCAACACUGCUCUCGCGGUACACACUCUUGACCGCCGUGCAGGUCGCGCGAGGAAACCCGCACAGGACCGCCUGGACACCAUCUACCACGCUCGUGGCGACUUGGUGGGACCGCAAGGCAAGCUGGGUCUGGAGCUUCCCCUCCUUGUGUCCCAGGCGCGUAAGAGGCGUCAGCCGUCCGUCAUCGACCUCCGCCGUGCUCAGCGCCACUUCAACAGCCUCUGGGCCUCUGUUCCAGAAGGCACCAAGGAGCGUCAGCUGUACACAAUGUCGGUCAACCACAUUCUCUACCUGUCUGCUAUUACGUGCGACUAUGCUUCUUUCGAGGCCUGGUGGGAACGCCGUCACGCUGAUGGAAUCCCGACCGACAGCUAUGCGCAUCUUGCCCGUCUUAUUAUGGUCGGCAAGGGCCGUGGAAAGGAGCUGGACGAGAUGCUGCCGCAUCUCCAGACUGGGCUUCAAGUCGUCCAAGAGAGCGAUGCCAUCGUCCUCAUCAACUGUGUCCUCUCCAUGGCGGCCAAGGAGAACCGAAUGGACAUCCUCGUGAUGCUCUGGGACGCACUCAAGUGGAACGUGUCGCUGGACGAGAUGAAUGUGCCCGAGACGGCGCUGCCGCCUGCCCUGUUCGACUUGGUCGCCUCUGUUCACCCCGACCGGUACACCUACACAAUUGUCGCGCACGCCCUUGCCGCUCGUGGAGACCUCACUGGCAGUCUUGAGGUCCUCCAGAUGGUUGUCUCGUCGGAAAUGAACCUGGCGGUUCAGGACUAUCUCAACUUGUUCCACGGGUUUGCGCGCUACGGUGUGAUUCCAUCGGUGCCAUCGGGUGCCGCGGCCGACGCUUUCCCCCCGCUCACCGACUAUUCAAACAAUUUCGCCACAGUCGACAACCCGUGGUCUCUUCGGGAGGACGGCGCAGAGCUGGCCGUCAAGGACCCUCGGUGGUCGACGCUCUGGACACUCGAGUCACUCCAUGACUUGUGGCCGGCGUUCAUGUCCGUGUCCCCGCCCGAGGGACACAAGGUCGUCCCGCGUGCCCCGCACCACCAGUGGGUGUUCCGCACCCUCCUUGGCUGGUCCCGUGUCACCAACGGCGAUCCCGAGGCGGUGGCCAAGGCGUUUAUCGACAUGGAGCGCAAGUUUGGCCCUGGAAACCCGGAAGGAUGGGUGUUUUGGGAGGAGAGUAAUCGGAUCCGCAAAGUGCGCGACGUGCUGGGUCUUGGAGAACAGCAUCAUUGA
Molecule: messenger RNA, 3381 nt
Organism: Apiotrichum porosum
Lineage: Eukaryota; Fungi; Basidiomycota; Tremellomycetes; Trichosporonales; Trichosporonaceae
Gene: GUF1
Product: Translation factor guf1 mitochondrial
Exons: 2
Coding region: 1-3381 (1126 amino acids)
Biological process (GO): positive regulation of translation
Cellular component (GO): mitochondrion
Molecular function (GO): GTP binding; mitochondrial ribosome binding; GTPase activity
Source: RefSeq, a predicted model, not a curated record